This is a messenger RNA of Aspergillus novofumigatus IBT 16806, 351 nucleotides long. RefSeq lists its product as uncharacterized. The transcript is spliced from 3 exons. The record is from RefSeq and is a predicted model, not a curated record. The coding region runs from base 1 to 351 and encodes 116 amino acids. Lineage: Eukaryota; Fungi; Ascomycota; Eurotiomycetes; Eurotiales; Aspergillaceae. Gene Ontology annotation, molecular function: lyase activity.
AUGUCCCAGGUCGAGGAGCUGCAGGCGUCUCGCGGGUAUCGCCAGAACCCCUCUACACUCACUGUAACGAGCGUUGGCAUGUGUGUAUGCUGGCUCGCUAGUUACCCUGGAAUGAUCCGCAAGUCGUUCCAGGACCGUAUUUACUGCAUGCCAUUGAUGCCACUUUGUUGCGGUAUCGCCUUUGAGUUCAUAUACUCCGAGGACCCAAUUCAUCAGUACCUCUUCGCGAGCUGGCUGGCCCUCAGUGUCGUGGUCGUCUUCACAGCUAUGAAAUUCGCGCCCAUGGUGGUCAUUCUCAUCAAUGAAGUGUACAAUUUUGUAAUCAAUAAUUGCAGAAUUGUGGGAUUAUGA